UAUUGAUGUUGGAGAUUCAUCUAUUCUGAAAUUUCCUCCUCUCUGGGUGUUUAUUUUUGUGGUUGCCAUUAAAAUAAUGGCAGCUGUUGUAUCUGUCCAGUUAGAAUCAGUGGCCUACCUUGUCUGUUUGACACAUGCUCUGUCUACGGAGUGAGAAGAAAUUAUGGGACUCUUACUUGGUGAGAUUGAUGAAAAGAAGGUUGCUCAUAUAUCUGCUGGGAUAAUGCUGAGAAGAUCUGACAAACAAGCUGACUGUGUUGAAAUUUCCCCUGAACAACUGUCAGCUGCAUCUAUCAAGGCAGAGGAAUUAGCUAUAGAACUUAAAAAACCCCUCAGGGUACUUGGUUGGUACCAUUCACACCCACACAUCCCAGUUUGGCCAUCUCAUGUUGACGUCCAAACUCAGGCCAUGUACCAAAUGAUGGAACCAGACAUCACUGGGCUCAUCUUUUCUGUUUUUAAUGAAGACAAAAACUCAAAGCAAAACAAAAUCCAAACAACUUGUUUUCAGUCCAGAAAGAGCAGUUUAUCUGAGAAUCAAUUUGAACGUAUUAAAAUUCCGCUCCACAUAGUGCCCAGUAGUAGCAUCGGUCAAGCCUGCUUAGAGCCUCUUGUAGAACUGGCCAAAAUCAUAAGCCAGGAAGAAGAUGAAGCUUAUCAAAGUCUAGCACAGAAUUCUGAUAUGGAUCUCAUCACAAAGUUACACAAUGCCUCAGUGUAUAGCUGCAGCCUGGCUCUGAUCAUGGAAGUAUUGAUGGGACCUUUGAUGCAAACACUGGAAGCAAGACAUGAAAGAAAUUUGCUACGUAUCCAAGAACUAACCUAGAAACAGUGCCAAAUCUUGAACCAGAUUGAAGCUGGGACAUGAAAUCACAAAGUGGAUUUAGCAGGGCUUUAUUUAUUAUUUUUUUUGCAUUAAUUUUUUUUUAAAAAAAGUAAACCAUUAAACAACAAAUUGCAAAGCGGUUGUUUUAUAUCCCUAUCUCCACACAACUCCAAAAUGUAUUUAACUGACACCUAAUUCUGUAAAGUAUUAAAGCAAAACUGCUUUGUCAUCAUGCCAUAAAAAAUGACUUUGGAAAUAUCAAAGAACAGAUUUGUAUAUAUAUCUUACUUCACCAAAACAAAUCCUGGGAUAUA
Octopus sinensis (East Asian common octopus) is the source of this 1140-nucleotide messenger RNA. Its product is annotated as lys-63-specific deubiquitinase BRCC36-like. Gene Ontology annotation, cellular component: BRISC complex; BRCA1-A complex. Lineage: Eukaryota; Metazoa; Mollusca; Cephalopoda; Octopoda; Octopodidae. Gene Ontology annotation, molecular function: polyubiquitin modification-dependent protein binding; cysteine-type deubiquitinase activity; metallopeptidase activity. The transcript has a single exon. The record is from RefSeq and is a predicted model, not a curated record. The coding region runs from base 164 to 826 and encodes 220 amino acids. Gene Ontology annotation, biological process: double-strand break repair.